Molecule: messenger RNA, 3342 nt
Organism: Harmonia axyridis
Lineage: Eukaryota; Metazoa; Arthropoda; Insecta; Coleoptera; Coccinellidae
Gene: Dis3
Product: exosome complex exonuclease RRP44
Exons: 13
Coding region: 396-3275 (959 amino acids)
Biological process (GO): rRNA catabolic process
Cellular component (GO): cytoplasmic exosome (RNase complex); nuclear exosome (RNase complex)
Molecular function (GO): 3'-5'-RNA exonuclease activity; RNA binding; endonuclease activity
Source: RefSeq, a predicted model, not a curated record
CCUUUCAAGAUGAACACCUUAUGUAGAAUACGUCCUGAUAUCACGAGGAGAUAAAUUCGAUCUAGUCUAACCGUCUCCAAUAAUUUCAAUCGACGAAAUUGUUUUUUUUCUUUUCACAAAACACAUUCAAAAAUUCUUCGAUAUCAUAUCCGUUAGCUCCGUCAUCGUUGGGCAAAACACGCACCGUGGUCACCGUGAUCUAUCAACCGCUCGCACCAUAAACUGCACGCUCUACAACGGUGUAGAUUUGCCGAACGCAGUAUAUUAUUCACACUCCUAAUUAGAGAUCGCUGCCCUUUGAUGACAUUUGACUUGACAACAUAAAAAAUAAUUAACCUUAAAAAUUUGUAAACUGGAAAAACAUAACCUUCAUUCAAAAACAUAAAAAAUUAAGAAUGUUCACGACUAAAAUAUUUAUAAAAAAAAACAAAAUCGGUAAUUUUUUGAAGAAUGUUAGGGAACAUUAUAUACGAGAUGAUAUAUCGUGUGGAUUUCCUGAAUGUGAAAAUUGCCUUCCAGUGCCUACUAAUCUUAGUACAUCCCACAUGAAUGAUUGUAAACUGAUCGAUGGAAACCAUUAUUUGAUAUUAGAUACAAAUGUUAUAUUGAACCAGAUGGACGUAAUUGAAGAAACAGUCUUUGGUAAUGUAAUUAUCUUACAUACUGUAUUAAAUGAAGUUAAGCACAGAAGUUUGCCAAUUUUCAAGAGAUUGGUGAAUAUUAUUGAGAAUCCUAGUAGACACUUUUAUGUAUUUACAAAUGACCAUCAUAAAGAUACAUAUCUUAUUCAAAAAGAAAAUGAGUUAGUAAAUGAUUAUAAUGAUAGGAGUAUCAGAAAAUCAUGUUCUUGGUAUCAAACACAUUUACCUUUCAAGAAAUUUGUUUUCUUGACUGAAGAUGCUGGAAAUAAAAGAAUAGCCCUAGAAGAGGAUAUAACCUCAUUGUCAGUGAAAGAUUAUGUACAAAAUCUCAAAGAUCAUCAUUUGCUCGAAGAUAAAUUGGCCAAAACUUUCAUCAAUUAUGCUGCAGGGAAAGAUAUAUAUCCCCCUCAUAUGGCAGUCACAGAGCUUCUUGGAAAGAUUAAGACUGGAAAACUCUAUCAAGGAACUUUCAGAGCAUCUAGAGAAAAUUACCUUGAAGGAUAUGUAACUGUUGAUGGUUUAAAUGAUCCUGUAAUUGUACAAGGGAGAGAAGGAUUAAACAGAGCCGUGGAUGGUGAUAUUGUAGCAGUAGAAUUGUUCAAAGAAGAAGACUGGACCUCCCCUACUGAGUUAGUUAUAGAAGAUGAAGGACAAGUUGAAGAAAUCAUUGACGAUCUAGUUGAAAAAGAAAAAGAGAUAAAGAUGGCUCAGAAAAAUAAAGAUGAGAUAAAGCCUACUGGUAAAGUAGUUGGUGUAAUCAGAAGAAAGUGGCGACAGUAUUGUGGCAUUUUGGAAGGUGGAGUGGAAAGUGUCUAUCAAUUAUUUGUUCCAUCCAAUAGAAGCAUACCUAAAAUAAGAAUAGAAACAAGGCAAGCAGAAUUUUUGAAAACACAAAAAUUAAUAGUCACAAUAGAUUCUUGGCCACAAUCUUCUAGAUAUCCACAUGGUCAUUUUGUUCGAUCUCUUGGAAAAAUUGGAGAUCAAGACACAGAAAAUGAAGUUGUUCUGCUGGAACAUGAUGUUCCUCAUAGUCAAUUUUCGGAAGAAGUAUUGAAUUGCUUACCUAAGCUCCCUUGGAUUAUUACAGAUGAGGAUGUGAAGAAAAGGGUGGAUCUUAGAGAUGUAAUUAUAUGUUCUGUUGAUCCACCAGGUUGUACAGAUAUUGAUGAUGCACUUCACUGUAGAGAGAUUGGUGAUGGGAAAUUGGAAGUUGGUGUUCAUAUUGCUGAUGUUUCUCAUUUUAUUAGACCUGGAACUGCAAUUGACUUGGAAGCAGCUUCGAGAGCUACCACUGUUUAUUUAGUUAAUAAAAGAAUUGACAUGGUCCCAGAACUUCUCAGCUCAAAUUUGUGUUCUUUAAGAGGUGGGGAAGAAAGAUUUGCCUUUUCUUGCAUCUGGGAAAUGGAUCAAAAUGCAAAUAUUUUAAAUACAAGAUUUCACAAAAGCAUAAUCCAAUCAAAACGCGCUAUGACUUAUGAAGAAGCUCAAGUAAUGAUUGAUGAUAAAUCUAAAAAUGACGCACUGGCCAAUGGUCUAAGAGGAUUGAACAGACUAGCUAAAAUUUUAAAAUCAAGGCGAUUAGAGAAAGGUGCCUUAGUUUUGGCAUCACCUGAAGUGAAAAUUCUUAUGGAUUCUGAGACCAUGGAGCCUCUGGAUGUUGAGGUUAAAAAACUAUUUGAAACUAAUUCUAUGGUAGAGGAAUUCAUGUUGUUGGCUAAUAUAAGUGUAGCUGAGAAAAUUUUGACAGACUUCCCAGAUUGUGCUAUGUUGAGAAGGCAUCCAACCCCACCAAGUACAAAUUUCGAUCCUUUAGUAAAGGCGGGCAAACACCUUGGGUUUGACAUCCAAAUUGAUACCGGAAAGCACCUUGCUGAAUCACUGAAUAAUGCUGUGAGUAGUACAAAUCCAUAUUUAAACACAAUGUUAAGGAUUCUAGCUACUCGAUGUAUGCUUCAAGCAGUGUAUUUCCCAAGCGGUACACUUCAGAAGGAAGAGUUUUAUCAUUAUGGAUUAGCAGUUCCACUUUAUACACAUUUUACUUCUCCAAUUAGGAGGUAUGCUGAUAUUAUUGUGCACAGAUUGCUAGCAGUGUCUUGUGCUGCAGACUCUACAUAUCCAGAUUUAUUAGACAAGCAGAAGAGCAGUCAGUUAUGCCAAAAUUUGAAUUAUAGAAAUAGGAUGGCACAAUAUGCUGGUAGAGCUUCUGUAGCUUUUAAUACCCAUCUGUUUUUCAAAGGAAAAAUUCAAGAUGAUGAAGGUUAUGUUUUAUUUGUGAGGAAAAACGCUCUUCAAAUUCUUCUUCCGAAAUAUGGGCUUGAAUGUCCUUUAUAUUUGUCGACAAAAGAUGGAAAAUCUGUAUUUACCUAUGAUGAAGAUGAGCAAACUCAAAGUGCAGGAGAUGUUGUGUUUCAUGCAUUUGAUCCAGUUAUAGUAAGGGUUUGUUUGGAUUCAAAAAAUAUACAACAUGAGAAGUUUGUACUUCAAUUAGUCAAACCUUACAUAGAAGAAUUCAGUGUUAAACCUCUGAAAGAAAUUAAUGAUUUGAAUACAGAAACUGAAAGCAGUCAAGGGGAGAAGAGGAGUGUAGAGAAUGAGGGCAAGAGCAGAAAAAAACAGAAAAAGAAAAACAAAUGAUUUUGUUAAUUCAUGUAAUAAAAUAUUUUUUCAAUUUUUCUUGAACAUUAAAAAGUUUUCUCUCUUU